GAAGAAUAAAACUUGCAUGCUUUUUGGACUGAUGUGAAAAACUAUUUUGACGACGGAUACUUUUUUUUUGCUUUUCUUUAUGAUUUAUUUUGCAGGUUCCAUUUGGAUGGGCAGUAGUUGAGUUGCAGCUUGCUCCCUAUCUAUCUCAUAACUGCAGAAGAUGGCAGACCAGAUGGUAACACUAAUGUGUCGUUGGGAUGGAAGGAUUACAACUGGACAACAGGGCGCGGAUUAUGAAGGUGGUAGACUGAAAGGCAUUCGUGUCAACUGCAGAACAACUCACUCAGUGUUGUUGUGUCGGAUGUAUGAGAUCACAAAGUAUGACAGGAGGCAGUUUAUAAUUAAGAUGACGUGCAGGUACCCGAUGUCUAAGGGAUAUAUAGCUUAUGAGAUAGAUGACAAAGAUGCUACGGAAAUUAUGCUUGAAUUGGGAAGACAGCAAAACGGCCAUGGGGUAGAGUUGUACUUGGAAAAAGAUCAAGUGCACAUCAACAAUGAACGAGAUGAUCAUCAGGUCAUUCAGAGUGGUCUGUUCACUCAUAUGCUUGUCCAAGACACCAAUACUCAAUUGGUCGCCGAGUGUCCUGCUGACCCAGAGCAAUUAGUCCCUGGGCCCAUUGAUACCAGUGUGCUCACACUGCAAGGAGAUCAUAGAUCCCAGGCUAUAUGGGAUGGUGAGGACAUUGGGAUAUUGAAAUGUACUCAGAGAAUAGGGCGUUUAGCAGAUUGGCCUUUGCAUUCUGAUCUUGUCAGGUAUGUUACAAGAGCAGGACUCUAUCACCUGUCUAGGGUUAAUGGUAUGAGGAUGGAUCGUCCAUUGAUCACUGCGUUAGUAGAGCGAUGGCGCCGUGAGACCCACACGUUUCAUCUUCCAGUGGGUGAGAUGGCCAUUACUCUACAAGAUACAGCAGUUCUCCUUGGACUUCGUGUACAUGGUGAUCCAGUGACUGGUAGGACUGACUACACAUGGGCAGAGCUCUGCAAGGACUUAUUGGGGAGGAAGCCAGAGGCACAGUACUUGAGUGGAUCAUCACUAAAGAUGACCUGGCUAUAUACACAUUUUCAUCAACUUCCAGAGGGCACUAGUCCCAUGGUUCAGGAGCAGUAUGCCCGGGCAUACAUGUUGUACUUGCUUGGGAGCACUAUCUUUGUAGAUAAGUCUGGAGAUUCUGUCCAGUUGAUUUAUCUUCCCCUCCUCAGUGACUUUGAUGCAGCUGGGAGACUGAGCUGGGGUAGUGCCGCAUUAGCAUUCUUGAUGCGAGAGUUGUGUAGGGCUACUUCUCGGCGAAUGUCUGAGAUUGCUGGGUGUUUGACCCUAUUGCAGUUAUGGGCAUGGGAGCGAUUGCGUAUUGGUUUCCCUAAUAAACGCGAGCCUCAGACUCCUCCAGGAGGUGCUUCAACUACUGAUAUUGGUUCACUUGGUGCUUCAGAAAUUGCAGUUCAGUCGCCAACAGAUGUGGCAAUGCAGUCGCAAACAGAUGCAUCGCUACUGGUAGCAGAUGAGCAGUCAGCUGCACUUGCAGAUCCAUUAGGGUGCAGGUGGAAUGUACCAAUGUCACACACUGAGAGCCCAAAGACUGUUUUGCGUUACUACAGAUCUCAACUUGACCACCUGAUGGAUGAUCAGGUUAUUUGGCAACCAUAUGCCCCUGAGAUUUUGGCAGCAUUACCUGAAAUAUGUAGGAGUGAUCAGGAUGUGUGGCGGACAAUAGCACCCCUCAUUUGCUUUGACAUUGUAGAGUGGCACUUACCUCAGAGAGUUCUACGUCAGUUUGGUCUACAGAACAUGAUUCCAGAGAAUAUGAAUAUUGACCAGGGACUCCAUAGCAUCACAAGACAGGGGAGGCCCACUAUAGAUUGGAAGGUACAUCAUGCUGAGUAUAUCACUCUAUGGGAGAAUCGCUUGUCAACCAUUGCUGUGGGAACUCUUGAGAAUGGUUCAGUGCACUGUAAUGGUCAAUAUAUGGAAUGGUAUCGUCGCAUCACUCGUCGCUUUGUUGGUCAUCCCAAUGAUACACCAGUUAUGCGCUACCAACUUAGGGGACAUGAUCAACAAAUAUUGGUUAGGUGCAUGACUAAUAUGCAUUCCCGUAUCAGUGCGACCCUUGAAAAUCUCAGUCCUACAUGUACAUGUGGUGCACACUCAACACUUGAGGAGCUUAGAGAUAUGAUAGAUGGUGCACUACAGCAGGUUCGUGAAGGACGUCAGAUUGAGGCAGCCCCUUCAGUAGUAGCACCUGCCACUGGUCGGAAAUAUACCAGAAAGCGACACAAAGUUGAGAAGCAGAAUAAAUAACACCACUAGUAGCAGCUCAUGUACUAGCUAGAGGUGCUUAACUUUAAGAAUAGGCAACCUACACCAGCUCCUCAAAUGCAAGCAUGGUCACUAGCAGCUUCAGAUGUUCCUGCCACAUAUAUUGGGCAUUUGAGCAGUUCUAACUCUGGUUGAUGCUUCAGCAGCAGCCACCUCCAGCUGAUCCAACUAUGUUUGUAACUUGGAUCACCCAGAAGAAGAGGAAGCUCGCAAAUCACAAUGAAGAAGUAUAUUGGCCAACAAGCAGAUCAAUUGGGUAAGGGAGCUUAUGUAUGAUUGAUAGUUGAUGUAAGAUUGAGAGCUUACACAGGAUCUUAUUGUGGUGAAUUUGAUUAUGAUGGGUUGGGUUUGGAACU
Telopea speciosissima is the source of this 2670-nucleotide messenger RNA. Its product is annotated as serine/threonine-protein phosphatase 7 long form homolog. The record is from RefSeq and is a predicted model, not a curated record. The transcript is spliced from 8 exons. NCBI's taxonomy places the organism in Eukaryota, Viridiplantae, Streptophyta, Magnoliopsida, Proteales, Proteaceae. The coding region runs from base 161 to 2296 and encodes 711 amino acids. Gene Ontology annotation, biological process: meristem development; meristem maintenance.